GAGAGCUACGAUGCGUGCAAUUUGGGGAAGCUCGCCGCUCGCUUGCUCGCUCAGCCGUUGAAUUUCUCUCAGCUAGUCGGAAGGAAGAAGAGGGGAGGGGAGAUGUCUUGCUGCGGAGGAAACUGUGGCUGCGGCUCCGGCUGCAGCUGCGGCAGCGGCUGUGGAGGGUGCGGCAUGUACCCCGACAUAGAGAAGAACACCACCACCACCACCACCGCGGCCCUCAUAGUAGGCGUUGCGCCACCGGCCAAGUCCUUCUCGGAGGGGUCUGAGAAGAGCGUGGGAACAGAAGGAGGACACGGCUGCAGCUGCGGAUCCAACUGCAAGUGCGACCCUUGUAACUGUUGAUCGUAAACGCGAAUCCAGCGCGCAAAUUAAAGCACCAAAAUAAAGAAGUUUUAAGUGUGUCUCCGGGUUUGGGUUUGGGUUUGACUGUAAAAAAUAAGAUUGGCGGCCAUGGAAGAGCUGAGCUAGCUUCUGCUAAGCCCUCGUUUGGAUUGCAGAUAAGAGACAGAUGGAUCGAUCGAUGCUCAGGUCUUGUCCCGUGGGGAGCGUCUUUGUACGUAUGUAUGUAUGUAUGUGUAUGUAUGUGAGUGAGUGUUAAAUUAUUGUGUAUGCUUUGCUUUUGAUGUCUGUGUUAACUGGUUUGUAUCAAUUCUACAAAUUGAUGCCUAUGAAAUAUGAAUGAAGAUUGCGUUCCCGCUGCUCUCUGCAAAA
Diospyros lotus (date-plum) is the source of this 717-nucleotide messenger RNA. RefSeq names its product metallothionein-like protein type 2. The record is from RefSeq and is a predicted model, not a curated record. Gene Ontology annotation, molecular function: metal ion binding. The transcript has 3 exons. Lineage: Eukaryota; Viridiplantae; Streptophyta; Magnoliopsida; Ericales; Ebenaceae. The coding region runs from base 103 to 348 and encodes 81 amino acids.